Vitrella brassicaformis is the source of this 1020-nucleotide messenger RNA. NCBI's taxonomy places the organism in Eukaryota, Vitrellaceae. The record is from the annotation of a GenBank genome assembly.
GUGAAAUUGGAAGCUUGAGCCGAGACACCAAUGGUAAGAACACACCCCCCACUCCAGAGCAGCAGGCAGCCAGCUGCAGGAAGAAACACGAAAACAGGCGGCACAGAUCAGAUCUGACAAACGAGGCAGUUGCAGGCAGGAGGAGUCCCGCCGAGGCAGUCUGCCAGUGUCGCUUCCCUCACACGCUUCACGACACACCACGCACACACACACCACUCACGCACGGGUGUUUGAUGGUCACCUGCCCUCCCCCUCUCACUCCAUCCGCUGUGCUCUCUCUGUGCGUGUGUGGUUCAGGUUGGCAAGACCAAGGCGCACGAGUUGCGCAACUCGAGCGAGAAGGAGCUUUUGAAGAAGCUCGAGGAGUACCAGAAUGAGCUCGCCUCUCUCAGGGUCGCCAAGGUCACUGGAGGUGCCGCUUCGAAACUCGCCAAGAUCAAGGUACACAACACACGCACACCCAGUCAGUACGGAAGGAAGGAGGCGUGUAUGCGUCUAUGCGUGUGUGUGUGGUGCAGAUCGUGCGCAAGUCGAUUGCGCGGAUCCUGACGGUGUACAAUCAGAAGCGGAAGGAGGAGGCGCGCAAGGAGUGGGACAAGAAGAAGUACAAGCCCAUCGACAUCAGGCAGAAGAAGACGCGCGCCAAGAGACGGAAAAUCCCUGCCGGAUUCGCUAAACCAACCGUCAAGUGAGUGGUCGACACAACACAGCCAUGGUUGUGCCCGCCUCAUGUGCUCUUGGUGUGUUGCAUUUCGUGUGCGUGUGUGUCCUGCAGGGAGACCAAGAAGCAGAUGAACAUCAAGACUCGCCGCUAUGCUGUCAAGGCAUGAGCCGUCUCUGAGUGGUGCUUGCAGAGAAUGCAUGUGGGCGGCUCUCAUGUGCGGACGGUUUGGCGACCUCUUGUUGGGUGGCGAUGUGACGACACUUGCGUGGUCGGUGUGAUGUGAUGUGAAGGGCUGACAUCUCCUGCAUGCGCACGCACGCACUCCCAGACACCGAAAAGCGAUUUCACGGUGCCAA